This is a messenger RNA of Neolamprologus brichardi, 771 nucleotides long. The record is from RefSeq and is a predicted model, not a curated record. Lineage: Eukaryota; Metazoa; Chordata; Actinopteri; Cichliformes; Cichlidae.
AUGACUCUCUGCUUUCUGUCAGAGCCUGUCAGGUUGGUGGGAGGAGCCAGUCGCUGUGCAGGUACACUGGAGGUGAGACGAGGAGAGUGGAGACCAGUGGCGAUGGAUAUCUGGAACCUGAAGGAUGCAGCUGCUGUCUGUGGACAGAUGAACUGUGGUUCUGCUGUUUCUGUAGGAAAUACACAGAGUUCUUCACGGAGAUCGGUGUGGUGGAUGGAGUCACACUGUGUUCAGGCUGGAUAUGCUCUGAAAGAGUGCGCAUCAGCAGAUCGCUCUUCCUCCACCCUGGAUAUCACCUGUUCAGACCUGCUGGUUCAGCCAAUCAUCUCAGCGUCCUUCUCGUCCAAUGACGGGCAGGUCCGGCAGCAGGAGUCUUCUUGGGUGUUAAAAGGCUCCAGCUUCACCAUCAGCUGCUCCAUCCACCCUCAGUACCCAGGAGGCUCUUUCCAGCUCACCUUCACCUCCUCCAACACCACCAACAACUACACCCAGCCAGCUGUCAAUCACUCUGCCCACUUCCUGUUCCCUGCUGCAGAGCCCGCCCACCAAGGAACCUACAGCUGUGUUUAUCACGUCUUUGUGUUUUCUCAUAACUUCUCCUCUGAGAGCCGUCAGCUGUCUCUCACUGUCUCAGAUCCAACAGUGUUUGUCAUCAGACUGCUGCUGCUGCUGCUGAGCCUGCUGCUCUUCAUCUCUGCCGUCUGUUUCAGCCAUAAGGUGCACAAGUUGCAGCCGCUGUGCUUUAAACCUACUGAAGCAGAGUCAGGAUAA